GUAAUUUCAAGUCGUUUGACGCGUCGCCCACUUCCACUUCACAUGCAUCCAUUGGAUGGUCCCGGUCAUUUCUAAAUAUCGAGCUUGAACUUCAGCCUCACAACCUCAGGCAACCCUUGCAUUUUUUUUGCAAUCAACUGCUUAUACCUAGCAACCUUGGAGAUACACUUCAUCCUGUCUCUCACAAUGCCACCAAAACAGUCAACGUCUGGUCCAGCAACUCGCGGCGGCCGCGGCAGGCCUUCCGGCUCCCGAGGCGGUGCAGCUGCAGCCUCCUCCAAAAACAAAACUACUUCCACUAGUACUGCUUCAGCAAGUGCCACGGCACGCGCUAAAGGUGCUGUCUCUCAACGCAGGGAAGCUCGGCGGGAAGUGGAGGAUGGAGAUGAGAUGGAGAUAGACGUCGACGCCCGGGCCGAGCGUGAGGUACAAGUACAGGAGAUUGGCGACGACGAUGAGGAAGAGGGGGAGGAUGAUCGGGAACGGAUCCCGCCUGAGCUGUUGACAAGGAUUCUGUAUGAGUUCUUUGAGCGGGAGGGCACGAGGAUCACCAAGGAUGCGAAUUCCGCUGUGGCGAGGUAUGUGGAUGUGUUUGUCAGGGAGGCGAUUGCUAGGGCUGCGGUCGAGAGGGAGGGAGGGUUCCUUGAGGUUGAGGAUCUGGAGAAGAUUGCGCCGCAGUUGUUGAUGGACUUGUGAAGCGGUACAAUACAUCCAGCAGGUCUGUCCCGGGGCGUGAUUCGCU
This is a messenger RNA of Chaetomium strumarium, 742 nucleotides long. Its product is annotated as CENP-S associating centromere protein X-domain-containing protein. The coding region runs from base 187 to 696 and encodes 169 amino acids. Lineage: Eukaryota; Fungi; Ascomycota; Sordariomycetes; Sordariales; Chaetomiaceae. Gene Ontology annotation, molecular function: protein heterodimerization activity. The record is from RefSeq and is a predicted model, not a curated record. The transcript has 2 exons. Gene Ontology annotation, biological process: DNA repair; resolution of meiotic recombination intermediates; kinetochore assembly. Gene Ontology annotation, cellular component: FANCM-MHF complex.